UUUCUCGCUGGCUGGCUGGCUGGCUGGCUGGGGCUCCUCUCCGGGGCCGGAGGCAUGCGGAACCGUCCCCCGCGCACGGAGGCAUCCUCCUCCUCCUCGCCCUCCUCCUCGCCGCCGCCGCAGCCGGCCGCGCAGCCCGGGCGGGGAUGCUGAGCCGCGGGGCGGCGGAGAGACCCCGCCUGGCCCGCCCCUCCGGCUCCCCAGGGCCCCUCGAGGAGCGUGGGGGUCUUUCUGAAUGAGGCAGCCCCCCCACCCGGCGGGGAGGCGCCCUGGAGACUCACUUAAGGCAGAGGCGAGCAGGGCAGGGCGGCAGAGCGGGAGAUCGCCUCCCCCGCACGACCCCCCGGCGCUCCCCUCUUCGCGGCCCCCCCGCCCCCCCCCGCCAUGGCGAAGGAGAGGAAGAAAACGGCGCUGCUGGAAUUGCUCCAGAAAGAAGGGAACGGCGGAUGCGCUGAUUGCCAGGCCAGCGAUCCGGACUGGGCAUCUCAUACCUUGGGGGUGUUCAUCUGCUUAAAUUGUUCGGGGAUCCACCGCAACAUCCCCCACAUCAGCAAGGUGAAAUCCGUCCGCAUGGACGAGUGGGACUGCGGGCAAGUCGAGUUCAUGGCUUCUACGGGAAACACUGCCUCCAAAGCAAAAUAUGAAUCAAAAAUCCCACCAUUUUAUUAUAAGCCAAUUUUCUUGGACUGCCUAGUGCUACGAGAACAGUGGAUCAGGGCUAAAUACGAAAGGGAGGAAUUCAUUUACAUCGAGAAGCAAGAACCUUACUCUGCAGGUUACCGGGAAGGAUUUCUUUGGAAGAGGGGCCGUGACAACGGGCAGUUCCUGAGCAGGAAAUUUGUCCUUUCGGAAAGGGAAGGUUCCCUGAAGUAUUACAACAGAAAUGAUGCCAAAGAACCCAAAGCGAUUAUGAAAAUCGAGAAUCUCAAUGCCACAUUCCAGCCGGAGAAGAUUGGAAACCCCCAUGGGCUGCAGAUCACCUAUUUGAAAGACAACAGCACAAGGAAUAUCUUUGUUUACCAUGAAGAUGGCAAGGAAAUGGUGGACUGGUUCAAUGCCAUUCGGGCAGCGCGAUUCCAUUACUUAAAAGUGGCGUUCCCUGGAGCCAGCGAUAUUGAUCUGGUGCCAAAACUUUCAAGGAAUUAUCUGAAAGAAGGCUACAUGGAGAAAACUGGGCCAAAGCAAACGGAAGGGUUCAAAAAACGCUGGUUCACCAUGGAUGACAGAAGAUUAAUGUAUUUUAAGGAUCCUUUGGAUGCCUUUGCCAGAGGAGAGGUUUUUAUUGGGAGCAAAGAAAACAGCUACAAGGUCUCGGAAGGGCUCCCACCAUCCACCCAGGGAAAUCACUGGCAGCACGGCAUAACCAUCAUCACCCCUGACCGAAAAUUUCUCUUUGCCUGUGAGACUGAACGCGAUCAACUGGAGUGGAUCUCAGCUUUUCAGAAACUAGUCAAUAGGCCGAUGUUGCCACAGGAAUACGCAGUGGAAGCCCAUUUCAAGCAUAAACCAUAGUGAUGGUCUGAAUCAAGAUUGGUUUACAACACACAAGGACAUUGGUUUUGUUUUGUUUUUUUGCAAGGCUAGCAAUGACCAAAAAAAUAAAUUACAUAAUUAGCGAAUCA
Candoia aspera is the source of this 1622-nucleotide messenger RNA. RefSeq names its product ArfGAP with dual PH domains 1 (gene ADAP1). Gene Ontology annotation, molecular function: phosphatidylinositol-3,4,5-trisphosphate binding; phosphatidylinositol bisphosphate binding; GTPase activator activity. Gene Ontology annotation, cellular component: intracellular membrane-bounded organelle; cytoplasm; plasma membrane. Gene Ontology annotation, biological process: positive regulation of GTPase activity. The record is from RefSeq and is a predicted model, not a curated record. Lineage: Eukaryota; Metazoa; Chordata; Lepidosauria; Squamata; Candoiidae. The transcript is spliced from 11 exons. The coding region runs from base 385 to 1512 and encodes 375 amino acids.